Erinaceus europaeus (western European hedgehog) is the source of this 1460-nucleotide messenger RNA. RefSeq names its product progestin and adipoQ receptor family member 4 (gene PAQR4). Lineage: Eukaryota; Metazoa; Chordata; Mammalia; Eulipotyphla; Erinaceidae. The coding region runs from base 151 to 972 and encodes 273 amino acids. Gene Ontology annotation, cellular component: membrane. The transcript has 3 exons. Gene Ontology annotation, molecular function: signaling receptor activity. The record is from RefSeq and is a predicted model, not a curated record.
GCCUCUCCCGGGCGGGCGCGUGCGCAGCGCGGGGUGGGGGGGCCGGGACCCCCGGCGGCGCGUGCGCGGCCGAGCCCGGGGCUGGCGGGAUGGGCCUCGGGGCGCGCCGGCCUCGCUGAGCCGGAGGCCCGGGGCGGGCUGGCGGGGGCCAUGGCGUUCCUGGCCGGGCCGCGCCUGCUGGACUGGGCCAGCUCGCCGCCGCACCUGCAGUUCAACAAGUACGUGCUGACCGGCUACCGGCCGGCCAGCAGCGGCUCGGGCUGCCUGCGCAGCCUCUUCUACCUGCACAACGAGCUGGGCAACAUCUACACGCACGGACUGGCCCUGCUGGGCUUCCUGGUACUGCUGCCCAUGACCAUGCCCUGGGGCCAGCUGGGCAAGGACGGCUGGCUGGGGGGCACCCACUGCGUGGCCUGCCUGGCGCCCCCUGCUGGCUCCGUGCUCUACCACCUUUUCAUGUGCCACCAAGGGGGUAGCGCCGUCUAUACCCAGCUCCUUGCUCUGGACAUGUGUGGCGUCUGCCUGGUCAACACCCUUGGUGCCCUGCCCAUCAUCCACUGCACGCUGGCCUGCAGGCCCUGGUUGCGACCAGCUGCCCUGCUGGGCUACACAGUUGUCUCUGGCAUGGCGGGUUGGCGGGCCCUCACUGCACCUUCCACCAGUGCCCGGCUCCGCGCCUUUGGUUGGCAGGCGGGCGCCCGCCUCCUGGUGUUCGGGGCUCGGGGGGUGGGGCUGGGCUCGGGAGCCCCAGGCUCCCUGCCCUGCUACUUGCGUAUGGACGCACUGGCACUGCUGGGUGGGCUGGUGAACGUGGCCCGCCUGCCUGAGCGCUGGGUUCCCGGCCGCUUUGACUAUUGGGGCAACUCGCAUCAGAUCAUGCACCUGCUCAGCGUGGGCUCCAUCUUGCAGCUGCACGCCGGUGUCGUGCCUGACCUGCUCUGGGCCGCCCACCAUGCCUGCCCCCCAGACUGAGCUGCCCACCGACCUCGCCUGGACUCCAGCCUCACCCCUGGCCCUCUCCAGCCGCCUCUUAGUGUGUAGGCUGCAAGAAAAGCUCCCCUUCUUGGGGCCUCAGUUGACCCUGUGAGCUAUGAGGGCUGGACCAGGGGGCCCCAGUUCUGGCAGUUGGAACCUGUGGGGCACCACAGUGCCCACCCACGCCUCCUGCUUGCAUGCCACCUGCCCACCUCUCCCUUCCAUGCAGAGGCUGGGGUGUGAGUGGUGAGGGCAGCUGGACCGCCCUGUGCCCAGGACCAAAACCAGGAGGCUGGUGAUGCUCAUUCCAGGCCCCUGCAGAGACAGGAAGUGGAGGACCCCGACCUCAGGUGCCAUGCUGGCUCCGGCCUUGCCCGCUCAGGAACUCUCCGCUCUGGUUCACCCUGGCCCCACAGGCCUGAGACCCGGGCGGCAGCAAUAAACGGGCAGGAAGCGGUUUGCCACGUGAGCUGGCACUCCCAGGA